GGCGCAGUCAUUAAGUCAACACUGAUUCUGCUUACUCCAGCUAUUGAGAGAACUGGAUUCAACGCGUAUAGUUCCUUAUCUUACAGGUUUUGAACAUCUUUCAUACGUCAGGAUUGUGCUUUACAAAUUAAUUCAUAUUAGGAUGAGCUUAUAUUAUGGGAAGUUUUCGCAGGUCAUUUCAACUGUUUUGUUCGCAUUAGUGACGAAUUGUGAUGGUGAAAUAGGAAGCUGUGCGAAGCAUGGAGAACGCUACUACAAAAAUGUCCAGACGGCAUGUCUUCAUGUUCAAUGCAUUCAUGGAAGAGAAACGUUUCUUCAAGAUCACAUGUGUCGAGAUGAGUCUGGAACGUGCCACAAGCAAGGCCAGGUUCUCACACUGUCUCAGUGUAUGACCAAGACAUGUGUCUUGAAAAACAAGAAACUUUUCUACGAAUUCUCUGCACACGCUUGUGCAGUCGAUGGACAAUGCGUUGACCUGAACUCUACUCUAACCAUUGGCUGUGUUACAUACAAAUGCUCACAGGUUGAAAACGGUCAUAACAAUGUUAUCUUGAAGACCGGGGUAGUCGACGUGGCAUGCCAAGAUUCCAAUGGUGCAUGUCAUCCUGUUGGCGCCAAAAUAAGUUUGGAGCAAUGUGUGGAACACACGUGUAAGCUUUCGAAAAAAGGUGUUGGCUUUGAGCUCACUAAAGCUGAGUGCUAUGACCCUGAUAUGAACACGUGCAGGUCUGUAGGUGAGCAGUGGACAGCCUCCAACUGUCAAAGACUUGUUUGUGAAAAGUCUAUGUCAGAUCAUGGCAGUGUGAAUCUAAAAUUAAAAACUAAGUCUUUAGGUUGCCCAAAUGAAGCAGGAGAAUGCUUUUCUCCUAAUGAUGGAAAAACAUUUACGAAACGUAUUAAUAGUAGUUUACUACAAUGCCAGUGCAUCAGCAGUAAUGAUAGCCAGAAUAGACCACAGUAUAAAUGUUACAGUUAAAUCAUGCCUACGUGACCUCAUUAGAUAAAAAGGUGGUUUGGUUUUGAAGUUAAAUUAUUAUUUUAAAAAGAUUGCUUAAGUCUACCUAUCUAGUAUGCAUUAAUUUUAAGUGAUUUGUAAAUUGAUAGAAAAAAGUUUUAUUGAAUUGGUAAUUCAAAACUCAAUGGAAAGUAUAUUCGAUGAUUUCUUAACUACAGUCCGCAGGUUAUAUCCAGACCAUGAUACACUUGGAAAUUUUAGUCCCAUGCUGAAAAUUACUAGUCUAAAUUAUUUUCAGAUUUAAAUUAAAUUUAUAAAUGUAACCAAAUAAUUUUAACACAAUACCAUUUUUCAUAAAUGUACAUGUUAAAAUUAGGGUGUAUAUUAUUUUGUGCAACAUAAAAUUUUAGUAUCUCACAGAAAAAAUGCACUGAUCCAGAUUUCAAACUACUUAGUUACUGGUGCCGGGUACAUCAUUAUGUUUUGUAUUUACAUCUAAAUUUAUUUUUUCUUGUUAAUAAAUUCAAUUGUUUAAUACUC
This is a messenger RNA of Biomphalaria glabrata, 1495 nucleotides long. RefSeq lists its product as uncharacterized. The transcript is spliced from 8 exons. Bases 143 to 976 code for a protein of 277 amino acids. The record is from RefSeq and is a predicted model, not a curated record. NCBI's taxonomy places the organism in Eukaryota, Metazoa, Mollusca, Gastropoda, Planorbidae.